AUGCCUGUAAAGGCGUCGACGUCGACGGUGCGAUGGGUUCGUGAAGAAGCUGGACCCAUAUUCAGCGGUCUUCGUUUGCUAUUCCGUAGUCAACUAGGUUACGAAGGCAGAGAGCUUGAGCAGCAAUUUUACCGAAAUGGCCUGCGAACGAUAGUCGGUGGAGGAACGGUUGUCGAUCCUCUAAACCCCAACAAGCCUUCACCUUCACUGUCUAUUCCUGAAACAGCUGCUGAUAUUCUUGAAAGAGCUAACGCAGUUGCUAUAGGAAUUCGUACGUAUGCAGGCUUGGUGACGAAUGGUGCACCGCCUGGAUCUGGUGGAUACACCGUGUCUCCUUCGGGAGAAAAGGCCUAUAUCACAAAUCCGUUUCCGAGCAACAACGUUGUUUUCGGAUUGGGAAGGGUGGCGGAACUUGUUUCCAAAGGAGUUCUGUCUCUCCCGAGUUUCUCACUUCCGAACCUUGAACGACUCGGAGAAGCAGCUCAGAAAGAGCCGUACUUCAAGGAGACCGACUUUGCGAGUGCUAAGUCCACCGUAAUCCCUUCAUCUGGAAGCAUACUGGACAAUGACGAUAUGGAGGCCGAACAGAAAAUCCGAGGGAAGAAUAAGAACAUAUAUCGUCCAGUUCUUCCCGAAGGUUAUGUCGUCGAUGCUGGUGAUAUGAUGAACGGCCUAUCGAAAAGCAAGGAGAGUAAAGUACCAUCAUCUCGAAUUGGACGGCAAGUGCAAUUUGCGAUUUUAAAUCCCUUUCUGGCUUCUUUCGGUCAGCUAGCUGUCGGACUUGCCGGAGGUGCUGCAGCCGAGGUCACUCGUCGAGCUUUCACAUUCGGAACAUCAGAAAUUGCUGAAGGAUUGCCAACCAAUCCCCUCUUUUCUCCUGCAAACGCCGAUCGAAUUGUUCAGACUUUAUGUCGGGUGAGAGGAGCAGCUUUAAAACUCGGGCAGAUGCUUUCAAUACAAGAUCCUGAGACCGUUCCCGCCGGCCUGCUUGAAAUUUUUGAGCGUGUUCGACAUAGUGCUGACUUUAUGCCUUUGAAACAGGUUGACAAACAGAUGACUGCCUCCUUUGGAUCGGACUGGAGGUCGCGAUUCGCUUCUUUCGAAGAACGUCCUUUUGCAGCAGCCUCUAUUGGACAGGUACACAAGGCUGUUUUAUUCGAUGGGCGCAACGUUGCUGUGAAAAUUCAAUAUCCGGGAGUUGCGGAAGGGAUCGACUCUGAUAUCGACAAUCUUGUGUCCAUACUUUCUUUCGGCCAACUUUUCCCUAAAGGAUUGUUUUUGGAGAAUUUUGUGGAGGUAGCACGCAAGGAACUCGCCGAUGAGUGCAGGUAUUUGAGAGAGGCACGUGCUAUGAAAAAAUUCCGUGAGUUGCUUGCUGACUCAAACGACUUCUACAUUCCCGAAGUGGUGGAUUCGCUUACCACAGAUCGAGUUCUCACUGCAGAAUAUAUCGUAGGAAAACCUGUUGAUCAAUGCGUGAACGAACCACAAAUUGUUCGCGAUUACAUUGCUGCAAAGUUCAUCGAACUUUGCCUUCAUGAGAUUUUCAUUUGGAGAUUCAUGCAGACGGAUCCAAAUUGGUCAAAUUUUUUCUUGGGAGUUCAUCCAGUGACAGGCAAACCUCGUAUGAUUCUUCUUGAUUUUGGAGCGACUCGUUCUUACAGUAAAACAUUUGUCGACAUCUAUAUGAAAUUGAUAAAGGCAGCAGCAGACCUUGACACUGAAAGAAUCACUAAGUAA
Molecule: messenger RNA, 1740 nt
Organism: Ostertagia ostertagi
Lineage: Eukaryota; Metazoa; Nematoda; Chromadorea; Rhabditida; Trichostrongylidae
Source: the annotation of a GenBank genome assembly